Messenger RNA from Chelonoidis abingdonii (Abingdon island giant tortoise), 1423 nucleotides. It is a transcript of the gene HAPLN3, whose product is annotated as hyaluronan and proteoglycan link protein 3. NCBI's taxonomy places the organism in Eukaryota, Metazoa, Chordata, Testudines, Testudinidae. Gene Ontology annotation, molecular function: hyaluronic acid binding. The record is from RefSeq and is a predicted model, not a curated record. Gene Ontology annotation, biological process: positive regulation of neuroblast proliferation; central nervous system development; glial cell differentiation. Gene Ontology annotation, cellular component: synapse; perineuronal net.
CACACUUCACUCCAGCCCUCCAGCUUGACUCAGGCGGGGAAACCCAAGAGCCUCCUCAACUUUCCCAAGGACACUAACCGGCUCCUAUGCGCAGGUGUUUGUCCGCCUCCCGGGAGCAAUGCUGCUGCUAUCUCUGGUCGUGAUGCUGCUGCAGCUGGGCAGAAGCUGCUGCGGGCUCCCCUUCUACAACGGCUUCUACUACGACCAUGUCAUGAAUGACAAGGGCAACGGCAAUGGGAACGGUGAAGUUCAUUUCAAUGGUGUGAAGCUGGUGGUGGAAACCCCGGAAGACGCCAUCUUCACCUACCGUGGCGCCAACAUCACGCUGCCCUGCCACUACCACUACGAGCCCAAGCUGGAGAUGCCACGCAAGAUCCGCAUCAAGUGGUCCAAGCUGCGGGAGGACAACACCAAGGAGCGGGACGUGCUGGUGGCCAUCGGGCUGAAGCACCGCAGCUUCGGCGAGUUCCGGGGCCGCGUGCACCUGCGCCAGCGGGGCGAGCAGGAGGCGUCCCUGGUGAUCAGCGACCUGCGCCUGCAGGACUACGGCAAGUACCGCUGUGAGGUGAUCGACGGGCUGGAGGACGAGAGUGGCAUUGUGGAGCUGGAGCUGCGAGGGGUGGUUUUCCCAUACCAGCCUCAUCACGGCCGCUAUCGACUCAACUUCCAUGAAGCCAAGAAAGCUUGUGAGGAGCAGGACGCUGUGAUCGCAUCCUUCGAGCAGCUCUUCAAGUCCUGGGAGGAGGGGCUGGACUGGUGCAAUGCCGGCUGGCUGCUGGAUGGGACAGUGCAGUACCCAAUCUCCCUGCCCCGGGAGCCCUGUGGCGGCAAGAGGCUGGCCCCUGGCAUUCGAAGCUACGGCGAGCGCCACAAGAACCUGCACUACUUUGACGUUUUCUGCUUCUCCUCUGCUCUGAAAGGGAAAGUUUACUAUCUGGUUCACCCGGAGAAGCUGACGUUGGAAGAGGCCAAGCAGGCCUGCCAGGAUGACGGGGCUGAAAUUGCCAAGGUGGGGCAGCUGUAUGCGGCGUGGAAGUUCUUCAGCCUGGAUCGCUGCGAUGCUGGCUGGCUGGCUGAUGGCAGCAUCCGCUACCCCAUUGCCUUCCCCCGGCCCAACUGCGGCCCACCAGAGCCAGGGGUCCGGAGUUUCGGCUUUCCCGACAAGGGCAAGUUUGGGGUUUAUUGCUACAAGCUGAACUAAGAAACGGGGAGGGGCUCCCUCUUUGCCAGUGGACACUUCCCUGCCUGGUGCUGCCUGGAUUUAAAGGAUCAGGUUUCCGGGUGUUGGGAUAUUUUUUAAUUUCAAUUUUUUAAAAAAAUUUUACAUUUUUUUCACUAAAGGGAAACUUCUGCAAGUGGCUGGGCCCUGGCGUAUCGCUAAUCAGCCAAUUGCCACCUCUGCGUCUCUCUCCUGGCUGGGAAU